AUGAACAUGUUUACGAGCCUCUAUCGAAGGGCCUGCGACGAGUCCGACCCCAACUCCGACGCAUGCGCCAAACCCACCAGCAACGUUCUUCUCGAUGCCGUACCAGCGGCAGUAGUAGGAGUUAUGCUCAUUAUCGCCGGCACCGUCUUUUUCUACAUUGCGCGAAAACGACGCAGACAGUUCGACGCCGAAGAAGCCAAAGAACGCGAAUCCUUUGAGAUCGAUAUUUAUGAACCUACCGCGAAAAAUCAUCGUCCCAACCCCGCCGGCCAUGCUGACCCCUUCAAUGAUCCGCACGGGUUAAGCCGUGAUCCCGAUUAUAAUGAAUUCUCAUUAGCUGCUCCACAAUCGAGGCGAGACCGGUCGCCUUCUAAAUCCUCCAUUGCUACCGAGUCAACCUACAUGCCCUCGGCGCCACCGCCAGCAUAUCAUGAAGGGAAUACUGGUGCUACAGUGAGUAGGCCAAGUGAUACAAAGGUAUAG
Molecule: messenger RNA, 483 nt
Organism: Talaromyces stipitatus ATCC 10500
Lineage: Eukaryota; Fungi; Ascomycota; Eurotiomycetes; Eurotiales; Trichocomaceae
Exons: 2
Coding region: 1-483 (160 amino acids)
Source: RefSeq, a predicted model, not a curated record